Molecule: messenger RNA, 646 nt
Organism: Staurois parvus
Lineage: Eukaryota; Metazoa; Chordata; Amphibia; Anura; Ranidae
Source: the annotation of a GenBank genome assembly
GGGACUGUCCAUCAUUUUAAGGGGUGCCUCGGGACUGUCCACCAUUUUAAAGGGUGCCUCAAGACUGUCCAUCAUUUUAAAGGGUGCCUCAGGACCGUCCAACAUUUUAAAGGGUGCCUCGGGACCGUCCAUUAUUUUAAAGGGUGCCUCAAGACUGUCCAUCAUUUUAAAGGGUGCCUCGGGACUGUCCAUCAUUUUAAAGGGUGCCUCGGGACUGUCCAUCAUUUUAAGGGGUGCCUCGGGACUGUCCACCAUUUUAAAGGGUGCCUCAAGACUGUCCAUCAUUUUAAAGGGUGCCUCGGGACCGUCCAUCAUUUUAAAAGGUGCCUUGGGACCGUCCAUCAUUUUAAAGGGUGCCUCGGGACUGUCCAUCAUUUUAAUGGGUGCCUCGGGACUGUCCAUCAUUUUAAAGGGUUCCUCGGGACUGUCCAUCAUUUUAAAGGGUGCCUCAAGACUGUCCAUCAUUUUAAAGGGUGCCUCGGGACUGUCCAUCAUUUUAAAGGUGCCUCGGGACUGUCCAUCAUUUUAAAGGGUGCCUCAAGACUGUCCAUCAUUUUUAAAGGGUGCCUCAAGACUGUCCAUCAUUUUUAAAGGGUGCCUCGGGACUGUCCAUCAUUUUUAAAGGUGCGUUGGGACCGUCCAUCAU